AUGGCUCCCACACCGGUGGAUAACAUCCUCUCUGCCAACCCUACGUCGGCGUCGAAACCCGAUGAAAACUACUGGAAGCCUUCAAAUAUUGCAUUCACAGCAGUCGCCAGUGCUCUUGCUCUUGGCGUCAUUGUCGCCGCGAUAGCCUUCUUCAUCUACAGACAUCGACAACACAAAGAGCUUGCCCAAACAACAGCUGCAAAGGAAGGCCUUCUAGAAGGCGAUGAACGCAAGUCGAGCAUGUUCAGCCGGGAACGAGCCAGCAGCGUCACGGUUUACGUCGAUCACGCAGACACAGACACGGCAUACAAGCAUGUCAGUCAAGAGCCCGCACCGCUUGUACCAUUGCACAUCAAUACGCAAGCACCAGCUGCAAGCAUAGGCAGCGGCAUCAGCGCCAUGAGUAGUAACAGCAACAGUACGCUCGGUACGAUGAUGUUGAGCCCGAUGUCAGAAAGCUCAAGACCAACGGGCAGGCCACGAAGUACUAGCACAUCGAGCGUGCGCUACUACGCUGUAACACCUACAGAUACAACAAUACCGGUGCCGAAGAUCGUUCGAACGAUAUCCGAGUGA
Messenger RNA from Ascochyta rabiei, 576 nucleotides. RefSeq lists its product as uncharacterized. Lineage: Eukaryota; Fungi; Ascomycota; Dothideomycetes; Pleosporales; Didymellaceae. The record is from RefSeq and is a predicted model, not a curated record. Bases 1 to 576 code for a protein of 191 amino acids. The transcript has a single exon.